Tetrapisispora phaffii CBS 4417 is the source of this 1014-nucleotide messenger RNA. RefSeq names its product putative peptidylprolyl isomerase CWC27 (gene CWC27). The record is from RefSeq and is a predicted model, not a curated record. Bases 1 to 1014 code for a protein of 337 amino acids. The transcript has a single exon. Gene Ontology annotation, molecular function: peptidyl-prolyl cis-trans isomerase activity. Gene Ontology annotation, biological process: protein peptidyl-prolyl isomerization. Lineage: Eukaryota; Fungi; Ascomycota; Saccharomycetes; Saccharomycetales; Saccharomycetaceae.
AUGUCAAUGAGUGUUGAGCCCCAAACCACUGCAAAAUGUGUUGUUAGCACCAGCAAAGGGAAUUUAAAUAUUGAAUUUUGGGCAAAAGAAUGUCCAUUAAUUACAAAACACUUUUUAGAAGUAUGUGUAACUGGCAACAUUAAUAAGAACAAAUUUGUAAAGCUUUCUAACAAUAAUGAUUUGUUGGUUCUAGAACAGUCGGAAAACAAUGGAUCGGAAUUAGAUGAGGUAAAGAUAAGGAAAGAGAAGAACAAUCGAUUGAAGUUCAAUCGAGGAGGAUUGGUUGCAUGGGAUUUACGAAAUAAUAACAUGGUGAUUACAGUAAAUGAAUUGGAUUUCAUGAAAAAAAAUGACGUUAUAAAAGACUUAGUAAUAUUUGGCAAACUAGUGGACCAAACUAUUUAUACAUUCAGAGACAUUUGUGAUACUGAAUUAAAUGAUGCUUCUGAAUUUAUGUAUCCCGUAGAUAUCAAAUCAACGGAAAUUACGAUACCGUAUUUUAAAGAUUUGAACAAACUUGAAUCUCGUCUUUCACCUUUUGAUAAUUCCAAUAAAGCCAUACCUCCGAAACCAGUCAAUAAGAACAAGUCUUAUAAAAUCAGGGUAUUAUAUGAUGAAGAUAGUGAUGAAGAUCUAGAUGCUAAUCUAAACAAUACAAAGGCACUUCCACUGAGGAAAAAAAUGAAAAUAAAAUUAUCAUCAAGUAUUCAAGACAGUAAAGGUAGAAUGAGUGACAGAAACAGGAAUACUAAUAUAAAUAAGAAUGAUGAUGAUGUCAAUAUUGACUCUCAUAAUGCUGAUGGACCCAUCAAAGGUGACCGUAAGAGUGAAAAGGACAUUGCAUUAUCCAAUGAUUCUAAAGAACUCAAGAGUAGGCCUGACAAAUUGAACUCUGAACAGUCUACUAUUUACGAAAACCAUGAACAAACAGAACGUGAAUUAGAGACAUUGAAAUUAUUUAAACAAUUUCAAAAUGAUGUCACUGGGAAAAAUAUUUUAAGAAGAAACAAAUAA